Molecule: messenger RNA, 1344 nt
Organism: Myotis lucifugus (little brown bat)
Lineage: Eukaryota; Metazoa; Chordata; Mammalia; Chiroptera; Vespertilionidae
Gene: MYLK4
Product: myosin light chain kinase family member 4
Exons: 10
Coding region: 106-1344 (412 amino acids)
Biological process (GO): protein phosphorylation; positive regulation of apoptotic process; intracellular signal transduction
Cellular component (GO): cytoplasm; nucleus
Molecular function (GO): protein serine/threonine kinase activity; ATP binding
Source: RefSeq, a predicted model, not a curated record
GAAGGUGCAAUCAAAAGUCACAAUUGCAUCUUGAUUUACAAAUCUGGGACAGAGGGAGAUGAACACAACACUCCAGACAGUCACUUCAUCGGACUGACCACCACGAUGUUAAAAGUGAAGAGGCUGGAGGAAAUUACCACGUGUUACAACAGCAACCGUCUGGAGAAAGUGGCCUUUUUUCAGUGCAUGGAGAAGGUUGAGAAGAUGAAGUGUUUUCUAGAAGAAAGUUCUAGUGAACAGGAUUCAAGAUCUGGAACUAAUGAGGCUAAGGAGAAGGUGUGGUCAUAUCCCAACCUGAAAGAAAUGGCACCUGUCAAAGGCAAGAGGACAUUGGCCCCCACAGAUGACGGCCCGGCUCCUCCCGCACCCUUUCAUCACCGGAUUGUAACAGCCAAACAGACGGCAGUCAACAGUCUCUAUACUGUGAGCAGAACAGAAAUUUUAGGAGGGGGGCGCUUUGGCCAGGUUCACAAGUGUGAAGAGAAAGCAACAGGUCUGAAGCUGGCCGCCAAGAUCAUCAAGACCAGAGGCCUGAAGGAUAAGGUAAAGGCUGUGCCAUGUGGGUGUUUCCUUACUGUUACCCUCACUUCACUGAGUGCCUGUCCCUCUUCUCAGGAUGAAGUGAAGAAUGAGAUCACCGUCAUGAACCAGCUGGAUCACGUGAACCUCAUUCAGCUCUACGAUGCCUUCGAGUCUAAGAAUGACAUCGUCCUGGUCAUGGAGUAUGUGGACGGAGGCGAGCUAUUUGAUCGGAUCAUUGACAACAACUACAAUCUGACUGAGUUGGACACCAUCCUGUUCAUCAAGCAGAUAUGUGAGGGAAUACGACACAUGCAUCAGAUGUACAUUCUCCAUCUGGACCUGAAGCCUGAGAAUAUCCUGUGUGUGAAUCGGGAUACUAAACAAAUAAAAAUUAUUGAUUUUGGAUUGGCCAGAAGAUACAAACCCAGAGAGAAGCUGAAGGUGAACUUUGGAACCCCAGAGUUUCUUGCCCCUGAAGUCGUGAACUAUGAUUUUGUUUCCUUUCCCACUGACAUGUGGAGCGUGGGGGUCAUCGCCUAUAUGCUACUUAGUGGUUUGUCCCCCUUCCUGGGUGAUAAUGAUGCUGAGACCCUGAACAACAUCCUGGCCUGCAGGUGGGACUUAGAGGAGGAAGAAUUUCAAAACAUCUCAGAAGAGGCCAAGGAGUUCAUCUCCAAGCUUCUCAUUAAGGAGAAAAGCUGGCGAAUAAGUGCAAGUGAGGCUCUCAAGCAUCCUUGGUUGUCAGACCACAAGCUCCACUUGAGACUCAAAACACAGGAGAAGAAUUGCUGCUCUGACGCUCAGGACCUUGUGACCCAAUAG